Molecule: messenger RNA, 2614 nt
Organism: Pocillopora damicornis (cauliflower coral)
Lineage: Eukaryota; Metazoa; Cnidaria; Anthozoa; Scleractinia; Pocilloporidae
Product: serine/threonine-protein kinase Nek8
Biological process (GO): protein phosphorylation
Molecular function (GO): protein kinase activity; ATP binding
Source: RefSeq, a predicted model, not a curated record
AGAUUUCCUAUCGUGUUACCGUUUGAUAGCAGAUUUAUUUAAUUUUUGCCCUGUUUUUUUUUUCUCCUCCGAUUUGUAGUGAAGAGAUUUAAAAUUGUAAUAUAAGUCCUUUAGUCUAAUGAAGGAAUGGAAAACUACGAAAAAAUCAAGAGUAUUGGUCGUGGUGCCUACGGAACUGUAUAUUUGUGCAGACGAAAUUCCGAUGGAUGCCAUGUUAUCAUCAAACAAAUUCCAGUGGAAGAAAUGAGUAAAGAAGAGAGAGUGGCCGCUAAAAACGAAGUUCAAGUGCUUUCCAUGCUGAAACAUCCAAACAUCAUCGCAUAUCUUGAGAGUUUCGUCGAGGAAAAAGCGCUGAUGAUAGUCAUGGAAUAUGCCCAAGGAGGUACCAUGUACACCUUUCUCGAGGAACGCGAAGGAAAGCUGCUUGACGAAGACGAGAUAAUACGACUUUUCGUACAAAUUGUGUUGGCUCUUUGUCACGUCCACCAACAAAAUAUCCUUCAUAGGGAUCUUAAGACUCAAAACAUUUUACUAAACAAGACAAGGAAGGUUGUAAAGAUCGGAGAUUUUGGCAUCUCAAAAAUACUGAGUAGCAAAAGCAAGGCUAAUUCAGUGAUAGGCACGCCAUGUUACAUUUCGCCUGAACUGUGUGAGGGCAAACCAUAUAAUCAAAAAAGUGAUAUUUGGGCUCUUGGAUGUGUCUUAUACGAACUAGCUACGUUAAAGAAAGCGUUCGAGGCGUCCAAUUUACCUGCUUUGGUAAUGAAAAUUAUGAAAGGGAACUUCAUUCCGAUUUCGGAAAGAUACAGUGAGGAUUUCAAGAAUCUUGUUUUAAACAUGCUUCAGGUGGACCCUGCUAAGAGGCCAACUCUGCGGCAAAUCAUGGCACAACCGCUUGUUGUCAACGCUUUGUUUAAUCUACAAACUGAUGUGGGACGAGUUCCAUGUAACAGAGCGCCAAGACCAACGGCAGGAAUAUCAGCUGUCAUACCUCCAAAAAGUGGACGAUCAUCAACUGGCAGCCGUCCCACAGGCAAUCAAGUCUAUCGCACCAGCUCCACAAACUCAGCAUCUGUAAUUCUUGAAGGACUUCCUGAUUUUAAGCCACGAGAGCCACAGUAUGUGGUGUAUCUGUGGGGCGGUGGCAUCAGAUCACCAGCCAAACUGAUGCUUCCACAGCAUGACUCUGAUGUGGUUCAGGUAGCCAUAGGCAGGGCACUGAAAACAGGGGUCUCCAAAAGUGGACGCAUGAUAAUCUGGGAUUCCAAUAAAAAGGCAGUGGAUGUUUCUUCAGAUGGAGCUGAGAAGGGAAGGUUAUUAGAAGAUAUGUGGGUACCAAGGUUCCUGGAGGGGCAGUCUGGAGUGACGAUAGUUGAAGUAUCCUGUGGGGAUUUCUUUGUGGCUUGCUUGACAGAUCGUGGAAUCCUCAUGACAUUUGGAAAUGGUAUGCAUGGUGCAUUAGGACAUGGAAAUCACAAUGAUGUUGGUCAGGCCAAAAUUGUGGAACAGUUAAUUGGAUUUGAAGUUAAGCAGGUGUCCUGUGGUGCUUCCCAUGUAAUGGUCGUCACGGCUGACCGAGAACUCUUCUCAUGGGGACGGGGUGACAACGGACGUUUGGGGCUUGGAAACCAGCAGUCGUUCUCUCUUCCACAACCUGUCAGUCUUGAACCUGGUUUCACUGCCAAACAGGUCAAAUGCGGCGUAGACUGCUCUUUUGUGCUGACAUUGAACAACAGGCUGUUAGCUUGCGGUAGUAACAGAUGCAACAAGCUAGCGCUAGACACUGAAGACCAAUCCGUGGACGAGUCACAUAUACUGAGACCCAUCACUUCCCUGCCUGUGAUGGCCGAGCCUGUCAAGGCUGUCACCAUGGGAACGUCACACACUGCGGUGCUAACGGACAGCGGUAAAUGCCUGACAUUCGGUUCCAAUUCAUUUGGCCAGCUCGGUUAUGAACGCGAGGGAAGUUGCCGAGAGCCUAGAGUAGUUAAAACUUUGGAAAACAAGAAGCUUACGUUUGUUUCUUGCGGAGACACUUUUACAGUUGCAGUAAGCAAUGAUGGAGAAGUGUUUUCGUGGGGGAAGGGUGCUAGAGGGCGGCUGGGAUUGCAGACGGACGAAGACUGUGCCACACCCAUGUCUGUUACUUUAUCAACGAAACUGAAAGUCUUGUCUGUGUCGUGUAGCCACAGUACUACCUUGAUGUGCGGGCAGGUGCUUUGAGUAACAAAGCCCUUCUGAUAGCUUGAUUUCGGUGAGGCUCAUUACUCGCUCUUUUCCAAUUCCAUGCAGCCUAACUAGUAAGGUUUCGAUUUCGACACCUUGGUUACCUUUACUUGAGUUGAACUCACACUCGCACUGGGCUUAAUAUACACCUGCAUGAGUACUAUGUUAAGCUGCUGUCGUGCAAAGAGAUGAACUGCCCUCUGAACUUAUUAGCGCAAAGAGACAACCUCACAAGUACUUGAGACAUGUAUUUUUCAAAGUUAUUCAAAGGUGACUACACACUAGUUCGGUAAAUCAGGAAGGAAUGCAAAUGACUGUAGACUAGAAAUAUAAUUAAAUAUUAUUAUUAAUUAUAAGAACGCAACGCAAAUGACGAAGUUGAAAAAAU